Messenger RNA from Echinostoma caproni, 1929 nucleotides. Lineage: Eukaryota; Metazoa; Platyhelminthes; Trematoda; Plagiorchiida; Echinostomatidae. The record is from the annotation of a GenBank genome assembly.
AUGUUAAUUUAUUCCUUUAAUUACUUGUGCGACGAUUUUGUGCUGAAUGACAACGCGCCCGGGGAUAUCAAACUGUUACGCAUGGCCUUGGAUGCUGUGACGGAACAAAAUUUUGCGGAAUUGUCCAAACAGAAACGAGGUCGCCGUAUUCUACGCUAUCAUAUGCGUGAUUGUAAACGCGUGACUCGUCGUUUGUUAAAAGCGGAUGACAUUCAAACCGCCGUUGUACGUCAUCGACAUACCGCCUCGUUUGCCAAUUUCAUCCUCAGUCAUUCACCGUCCGAGGUGCUACCGCAUUCGCGUAAACGUCGCAUGCUAAAGAGCACGGAUUCCGAGACAAGUGAGCCCCCGGUCAAACGGCUCAGCCUCUGUCCCUGUCCUCCCUUGGAUUCAGCAACUACUGUACAUACCACAUCUCGAAGUGGUACUAAAACAGUUCCGGUCCGUAGUAGUUCCCCCUUGACUUCAACUGAUUCGUUCGGAUGUACACUUGUUUCGUGUGCUGCUUCUCCGCAUGAAUCGCCCGUCCCAUCCUCAACUAUUCGUCCGGAACUAAAGACGAAGGACGAAUCAGUGUCUGUUCACGAUGUUGGUGCUAGUGGUGGAUUAAAUGGUGGCCGUUGUGCUGUGGCUCGGGUUGAGGACACACAGACUGUCUUCACUCUAUCUUCCGCAAAUCCCACCGAAGAAACCGCCGUCCCUAAUCGGUCCUUGUAUGAGGAAUUGUAUGGCAUGUUUCGUACUCUUUGGUCUGGACAGCGUACAGUGGUCAGUCCGAGUAGUUUGCUCUAUGCCAUCUGGACUGCAUUGCCCACAUUCAAAGGAUACCGCCAACAAGAUGCCCAAGAGUUUCUUAGUGUCUUCCUGGAUCGUUUACAAUCAGAACUACACGGGGACAAUCGUACAGUCUCGGUUAAUUCACGUGACUUCGUGAAUCGGACUUUUCAAGGUCAUUGUGUGAGCCACGUGCGUUGUUCCGUAUGCAAUGUGGUUACUUGUACGGAGGAACCUUUCUCGGAGCUGAGUCUUGCCCUCCCAUUGGCCUGUUACACAGGUGAUGCAACGGAAUGUGCACUAACCGAUUUGUUGCAAAAAUUCUUUAGUCCUACUCCGAUCGAUGGGACUAGCUAUGCGUGUCAUCAGUGUAAUCGAAAACUGGGCACCGCUGUUCAACCGACCCAAUCUCCGUCGAGUUUGAAUUUACGGGAUUCGCUUGAUUCAUGCCUGAGCAACUUGAAGCCGUCCACUCCUUUUCACAUGGAAAAGUUAGUCUCGGUCACUCUGUCUCGAUUGAAUUCACCACCCGCGGAGGCUCAACCGUUCUCCAACUAUGGGAUGAAAGCGCGUCAUUAUCCAGCUGCCGCAGCAGAGGCCGUUUCGACCAAUUCCACAUCUACCUCAUCCUCCUCGUCCAGCACGUCAUUCUCCCCGCUCCGAUCUUCUUCACCGAGCUUAUCAUCGAGCGUGGACGAUUUGGACGAACUGCCUGCCGCUUCAGCUUCGGAACCACCGUUGGCUGCUUCAUUAUCAUUGAAUUGUGUCAGUUCCACUCCGCGAACAGCCACGGUGUCUGCAGUCCCAAGCACAACUGUACCACAGACGCCCACCGCCCCAACUAGUACCGUGCCAGUCGCAUUCACACUGCCUGAUCCGGAGACCGAACAAACUCCUCAAUUAACCUCGGCCACUCAAACGAUACGGUUAACACGACUCCCACGUGUGCUUCGACUGCAUAUCAAACGAUUCAGGUAUGUUUUAAUGUCGCUAUCCUCUAGGCUUGAGCCCCGAACGUCCCAAUUCAUUAUGUUCGUGAUUCUGGGGUAUACUAUUUACCAUGCUAUCGAUUUUUUUUACCAAUAUCUCUGCGGUCACGCGACUCAUACGCUUACUUCCGUAAACUCGAAAUGCAUUUCCUGGGAUGGGGUUUAA